AGCAGAUCGACAGGAUCGAGCCUCAAGAGCAAGAUCUGGAGCAAGAUCUGCAGCAAGAUCCGGAGCAAGAUCCGGAGGAAGAUUGACCCCGAGCGCAGACGGCACAGCCAAGGCAGCACCAACGAGACCCGGCGCGAUGAGGAUCAAGAACCGGUAUCUCCUCUUUGAGAUCGACUUCAAGGACCAGCUGAUUGUCGAGAACAUGCACGGCGGCAUCAUCGCCCAGGCAUUCAAGGACUCGGUCGAGCAGAACUUUGGCGACUAUGGGGCCGGCAGCGUGCUCUCGUCUCUCUCAGUCAAGUACUUCUCGCCAUUCACAUCGGUCGGGAUCGUUCGCACGGGCCGAGACGACUUUCGGAUGGUCUGGGCCGCCCUGACCUUCAUCAACCAGAUCCGCGGCCGCGACUGUAUAAUCCGGGUUGUUCACGUCGGAGGAACCAUCUCGAAGGUGCAGCGAGCAGCAAUCGAUCUGGACCGCCAGCUACUCGGCUCUUUGAGAAGAUCCAAGGUGAUUGACUACAAAACCGAAGAGAGUCUGCAAAGUCGAUCGCAGGCCGAGAUUGGAAGCAUUCAGCUCUGAGCCGCCUCACUUCAUCCGGCGGCGGCCUCUCGUCGCUGCCCUGACUCUGUGCACGACGAUGACGAUUGUGCUGGGAGCACAGCCCAUCUGCGUACUUUGCUUGGCAUCAUCACUCAAGUGUCUCGUGGGCGGCUGGCCCGGUCCGCUUGUGCUGCUUCUCGAGGACCCAAGCCUUGAUUCUCUGCUUGAGAGCGGCGAUUUUGGCGUCGUAGUCCUCUGUGCCCUGGACGCAAGCGCCGACAAAAUCGAUACCAUGAGAUCUCGCCGCUGCUGCUUGCCUCCCGAGGCUGAAAGGAGAAUCGUCUGCGCAAUAAACCCACCUUUUCCUGCCG
This is a messenger RNA of Polychytrium aggregatum, 912 nucleotides long. RefSeq names its product Rpp14/Pop5 family-domain-containing protein. Gene Ontology annotation, cellular component: ribonuclease P complex. Gene Ontology annotation, biological process: tRNA 5'-leader removal. The transcript is spliced from 4 exons. NCBI's taxonomy places the organism in Eukaryota, Fungi, Chytridiomycota, Chytridiomycetes, Polychytriales. Gene Ontology annotation, molecular function: ribonuclease P RNA binding. The record is from RefSeq and is a predicted model, not a curated record. Bases 137 to 580 code for a protein of 147 amino acids.